Messenger RNA from Homarus americanus (American lobster), 5611 nucleotides. Its product is annotated as brain-specific serine protease 4-like. Gene Ontology annotation, biological process: proteolysis. The transcript is spliced from 11 exons. NCBI's taxonomy places the organism in Eukaryota, Metazoa, Arthropoda, Malacostraca, Decapoda, Nephropidae. Gene Ontology annotation, molecular function: serine-type endopeptidase activity. The coding region runs from base 407 to 1711 and encodes 434 amino acids. The record is from RefSeq and is a predicted model, not a curated record.
CAGUGUGCCUCGCGCCGUGCUAGUAAGAGGUGGGGUGAUACAGGGCGAAGGUCCCACCCAGUUUCUCGCGUGGCAAACAGUGAGGGUCGACAACUUUGCCGACAUUUACAAGACGCUAAAGUUGUUUUGUUUUGUUUUUUUGCUUCGCGGGAUUAAUUGUCACUCGGGAAGCAAUGGUUUAGCAGCCAAAGAAUGUGGUACUUGUAAACAGUGGUUAUUCCGUUGACAAGUUAAUGUUUUUGUUCAGGCAAGCGGAAGGACAUAGAUCAAGAACAGCAAUACCAAUAUUGAAAUUUAUUUUAUUGUGAAUCAAAAUGUUUCGUAAUUAAGAAUAGACAUAAGACAGAUACCAUCCUGGAGACUCGGGAUAUUUACAAGGACUUUCGAAGGUUGAUGUUGUGACGUCAUGGUUGAAGGAAGACGGGGGAGCGUGGUGGUCUCCCAAAACAAACUCCUCCUCCUCUUCUUCCUACUCCUGGCCCUCUCAACCUCUCCCGUCUCGGCCCAGCAGCAACAGCAGGAACAAGGGCGGUUCUUCCGAGGAAUAUUCUCCUUGCCUGAGCAGUGUUUCCACAAUGGCGUCCAGGCUUCCUGUACCUUCGUCCUCUCCUGUCUUAUGCGAGGAGAUACACCCGUCAAUAAGUGUGGCGGAAGCUUUAUCUACACUUGCUGUUUACCCACCAUCGCCACAGUGAGGUCAGAUGCUGUCAGACACAUCAACCUAUUCAAUAGAGAUCCUCCUCCUGUUGUCAACAAUCCUCUUGCUCGGCUACGACUGCCGUUUCGUCGUCAGAGACCUUAUUAUCCCCCGAGACACUGGAGCCCUAACAGACUCCCAGUUCGUGUGGGCCCAGUUAUGAGCUCGAACAGACAACAGUUCAGCGCCCCCGUUGAAUCCAGAGUCCAGCGACCCCACAGUCGUGUUAAUGAACCAGAAUGUGGUAUUGAAAGAUCAACUCAGUUUUCGAAGAGAAUUAUUGGAGGUGACGAAGCCAAUUUUGGAGAGUUCCCUUGGCAAGCGCACAUCCGCAUCUCAGGUUAUCAAUGUGGUGGCGUUCUCAUCAAUCACUAUUUUGUGGCCACAGCGGCACACUGCAUUCACAAAGCACGACUGGAUCAGAUCACUGUCCAUCUGGGCGAGUUUGAUACCAAAGAUACAGGAGAGCAUGACGAGCCCCUCCCUAAGGAGACAUUUACUGUGGUAGAGAAGCGAAUACAUCCAAGUUUCAAGUACAUGCUUACCCAGCCUGACAGGUUUGACGUAGCUGUGCUCCGCCUGAACCGUCCUGUUGUAUAUCGAGACAAUAUCAUACCAAUAUGUCUUCCGGAUCCUAGUGAUGAUUUUAUUGGGGAGGUUGGCAUCGUGGCAGGUUGGGGCAAGACUGACAACUCAUUUGGAAAAACGGGUACCAACAUACUGCAGAAGGUGCUGGUGCCAGUGAUCAGCAAUGAUGAUUGUUUACGCUGGCACCACCAUAAGGGGAUUGACGUUAAGCUCCAUUUUGAAAUGUUCUGUGCAGGACACUCCGAAGGCGAGAUGGAUGCUUGUCUUGGUGAUUCUGGGGGCCCUCUGGUUAUCCACAGAAAUGGAAGAUGGGUUCUAGCAGGGAUUACCUCUGCUGGAUUUGGUUGUGCGGUGGACCAUCAACCUGGGAUUUAUCACAAAGUCUCAGUCACCUCAAGUUGGGUAACAGGAAGUGUUAGAACUUGAUUGUAUUUGUAAAGUUAGGUAUAUUAGGUAGGAAAAUUGAAAUUUUUAGUCAAUUUGUUUCUAGUGAUUAGCUAAGAUCCCUGUUAUGUUACUGAAUUUUUAGUUCCACAAAUAAUUUUUGUAUGUAGAAAUUAACUGUGACCUAUUAGGUUUUCUGUCUUACUAUUUUUUACCAAAAUCAUUUUAAAUGAAGUGCGAAACUAGAAUACAGUACUACUUGGAUCUUAGCGUUACCAAUACCUGUAUACAAAUAAUUUUCUCCAUCCUGCUACUAAGUACUGUACAGGCAGACCCCAAUUUACGAAGAUCUGAUUUAUGAAUUAUCUGAAGUCAGUGAUUCCCACUGCCCCCACAUUUCAGAUUCCAUGUGAUAAAUCCAAAAUUACACAUCUUUCCCUGUUUUUGUAAUUUCUUCACAGUAUUGGACGAUGAUGAGGUGCUGACACAGGCAUCUCAGGGUUUCUUGUACCAGACCUGGCCAGUUUAUAAAGACAGUUAAUCUAAACACAACAUACAGUACUGUACUGUAUUAAGAGUGGUUAACAAAUCUAGAAAUAAAAUACAUGUAGCGUUUUAGUUAUCAUGGCUCACAAGACCACUACAAGACUCUCACUCAAGGGUUUGAUCUGAUGUCAAUAGAAAAUAAAAAAUAAAAUCCAGUGAAAUCAAAUACAGUAUAGUACAGGUAUCUCAAAAUGCAGUAGACAUAUACUAGUUGGUGCAUUACUACAAAAUUAUAACCAUAUGUCUUGGAUGAGCCUCACAAUCUCAGUGGUGCAGUUCCUCAGUAAUGCUCAUGUCCUCUGCUGUAUGUAUUUCACUCAUUAUGAUUAUUAUUGGCUGAUAUAUAAUCAUUGUUUAUACCCAAAGUUUUUAAGUAAAAAUGUUUUGGAGUGUUAUAAGACAUUUUGGAGGUCUUUUUAUUAUUAUUAUUAUUUUUUCAUAUGAAAGUAUCUCAAUUUUUAUAAUGGGAGUCUAUGGGAAAAUGUGUUUCAAUUUACAAACAAUCGACUUACUGAAGGUUUUCAAGAACAGAUCUCUUUUGCAAAUUGGGGAUUACCUGUACACAUGAAAAACAAAUUAACCGAAUAAAAUUGAAAUAAGAAACAAGGCAUAAACAUGAAAGAAAUAUUAAUGGUUGAUAAAAAUAUGUACAGUACUGUACUGUACAUAGAUUAUCUACUACCCAUUAAUGGAAAGCGUUUCAAUUACAGUCGUGUCCUCUUUAUGAGGAAGUCAUUACCUGAAAUACCCAUAUAUUAUUUUUUCAUUGAAGUUUGGAUUGUAAAUCUGACAAUCAACAUUAUUCCCUUGAACCUUGUUCCUCUGUCUUUACUGCAGCAUAACAGGUGAAGGGUAAUAAAAAAAGCUGUUCACCUGAUGACCCCAAAGUGGAAUUUUUCAGGGCUGAAGUCACCCUGGUAAAAAUUUAUGAGCUUAAAUUUCUUAGAUUAAACUUGUCAGGAUUUUCUUGAGCUUGAAAUAACUUAAAUCUCUGGGCAGAAAAUGUGUACUCUACAUCAGUAGUCAGUGGGCCGUACAUGUAUUGUUUCUGCUCAUGUUGUCUUGGGUGACCUUACAUUUUUUCUUUCUCUAGUGUGGUAAAACCUUUUGUUUACUGUAGAGGUCAUGACACUAGGAUCUCUAUGUAGAUAUUGGUAAACUAAUCAUCAGAACUCAACAUCAUGAUUACUAAGUAAAAUGAAACCCUAAGUUAAUUUACUAAGAUUUGAAGCUAGUCCUAGCUGUUAAAAUAAAUUUGUAGACUCUUACCGAUGCGUCACAGGGACAAGAAUGACUUCUAUAAACAUAAUGUCCUAAAUUACAAGUCUUUACAGGGAAUCAUCCUAAAUUACAAGUCUUUACAGGGAAUCUUUUUGAAAGUUAUUAUCAAGAGACUUACUCCAUACUUCUUCAAGUAUGCCUAACCCACACAAGGGUGGAAAUUGGCUGUAAAAUAAUGAUGAUGGUGACUUUUCAAAAUCAAGAUUGCUCGCCUUGUUAUUCUGCAAGUAAUAUUUAUGUUGCAACUGUGAUAGUGUGUGUUUUUUAACAAAUUAUCAGUAUCAAAUGUUUUUUAUAAUAUAUAUUUCAAUCUCUUUAUGUAUACAAAAGUUUGUAGUGUCCAGUAUUCAAAUCUUCUUCAAGUAUACAUGUAAGAUACCACUGAAGUUGAUUAUGUAUUUGUUCAUAUUUAUAAUUGAACAACUGCACCAAAAUCUCUUAACAAUGAACAAUACAGUACAGAAGGGGAUGCUUAUAUGCAAUGCAUAAAUCUUUUUUUUAAUUUAUGGUUGUACACAGAAAAUUUUCAAUGCGACUAUCAGUAAGGGAUGUGUGUCAGGAUCUAAAUACACAAAAGUGAACAGAGGUGCAUUAUCUUUAGUUUUAGACUUGUAGUCUUCUAAAGGAGUAUAGUCACUUAACUAAUAGAAUACCCAGAAUCUAUAUUUUUCUUUAUGGAAAUUGUAUGUAAAAUCUUGAAAUGAACAUAACCUGCAAAAUCUGAGGGUGGUAAUUGUAUUGAGAGUGGAAAAUAGCCAUAACAUAUAGAUGAAGAUAUCAUUCUGUAGCCAUUAUGGUGAUGAGGUUGAUGGGUGAAGUUGUGCUGACAUUGGUGGAACUGAGUAAAUUUGGUGAAGCGAUGUAGUCAUGCUAGAAAAUUUAACAAGUCCAAGCUGGCUAUACACUAUAGUGCUUGUAAUGCUGUAGUCAGGGCUUUUCCUUUAUCCUCUUCACCACUGAUCUGCCUGUUUGGAAUUAGUGUGGUGACCAGAUACACGCAUUAUGUGCCAGAGAAUAAGGGCACUUAGGUGUAAUGACACUACUGCAAUGCAUUUUGGAGUGAAGUGUAUAUAAAUUUGGCAAAUACAAGUCACCCUUGUUUAUGCCAUCUCUGCAAUAACCCAUUUACAUAUUCACAUUUUGCUAUUUACUUCCCAGAUUUCACUUGUACUAGGCUAAGGUUCACACAUACAUAGAUUUGCAUCAAAAUUUUCAUAUUUCCUGCACGUAAUGUAUCAGGGGAAACAUGUCACUCUCCAGAAUGUAUCUGGAACUUGUUGUGUGGAGACAUUUGUUUUACAGUAGUUGUAGACUUGAUUUUGUCCAUUAAUAAUAGCUCUCUUAAAGCAUCCUUCAGGUUCUACAAGUAAAGAACAUCUUAUGAAGAAGAUAUUGAGUAGUCUUGAUAAGGAUAAAACAGUUACAGUGCCUGGCAGUGAUGGUGUUCAGUUGUUUCAAUAAAGAUAUGCCACAUUCUAUUCAUUCUUCCAUAUAAUUGCUUUCAGAUGAUGCUAAGCUAUUCAGAGAAAUUAAGAACCAAAUGGACAGGAAGAUGUCUAUCAAUUUCAAGAGUGGACAAAAGAAUGGCUGUUAAGAUUCAACAUUAUGAAAUGCAAGAGGAUGUACCUAGGUCAUGCCAGUAGUAAGGAGGUGUAUCAUAUGCCCAAUAUGAUGAAGAAGCAUCAUUAACUGAAACUAAAUGUGAAAAGGACCUGGGUGUUUAAGUUGACAAUGAUCUGUAGUUCUUGGAUCAUUGUGAGAAGAUGGUGAAUCAUGCAUUUGAACUCUACUGUAGUAGAUCGCACACAUGCAUUGAUGGUCCGUCCCUCAUAAGGCUCUUCACUGGUAUAGUGCUCACCCAUUUGGAGUACAGUACAGUACUGACAUUCUCUUUGGUUCCUAAGAUUUACUUAAGACUGUCAGCCGAUUAAGAACAUCCAAAAGAAGGCCACUAGACUGGUGCCUGUAAUUUAGCACCUCACAUAAAGCGAUUAGAAAGCCUUCAGCUGCCUAAUUUAAUACUUGUACAGAUGGGCAAGAGGUGAUAUAAUAGAAGUUUAUAAACUCCUCAAAGGACAUUACUCAGUCAAGUCUUCAUAUCUAGAGCUUGCAGAU